AUGAUAAAAACUCUAAGUCUGACUUUCAAUUCUCUUGAAAUGGAAGAUGCAUAUAAGGAAUGGUGUUUCAAAAAGAAUUAGAAAAGAUACUAACUACUACUCUGUUUUAUAAUUGUUUAUUUGUCAGUGAUGAUUGCUUAAUUUAACAGCAUAAAGGCUCUAAUACCUUUGAUAAUCUCAUGUAUAAUACUAAGUUUAGAAAUAACAUUGUUAUUCUUCAUAAGAAAAUACCAGGAAAGAGUGGAAAUUAUUAUAACUUCCAACUAAAUAUUAUUGUGUUUAAUUUGUGAAUUUUACAGAUUAUUUGCAGAUAAAUCCAAUCAAUGGUAUAUAGGCUAUAGUUUGGCAUGUAUAAAAAUAUGUAAUUUUAAAUUUCAAAUUAGUAAUUUAUGUUCGAGGUAAUAAAUUUAUUAUGUAAACUGGUCUACAGAUCCUUUGUUAAUGUUGCUCAUUUAUUUAAGUUAGCAAUAUUCAAAUUUAUGAUAUGAUAACACAUAAUUUGAUAACUGUGCUUAUGAUUGCUUUUAGAUAUUCUAUUGAAUCAGGAAGCAGAUAAUAUUUUAUUACUCACUAAUCAUAAAAUUAAUAUGAAAAUAUUAUUUAAGAUUUACUUCCAUCUUGGGUUAUGAUUGUAAAAUUUGAUAAAAACUAAGGUUAAUUAUGUCUUGAUAAAAUCAAUAAGAAUAUGAGAUUAAAAUUAUAAAUAGAAGAUGAUAAAAGCUUUAGAGAUUUUUUAAGAAAAAUUAAAGCACUUCCAUUUGAAACAGAAAGAUAAAGUUUUCAAUCUAUCAAAUUAGAACAUACUCUAAUAAGAUUAUUAAAAUAACAAUAGGAUGAGCANUAUAUUAUUUUUUAUUUCUAUUGA
Paramecium sonneborni is the source of this 865-nucleotide messenger RNA. The record is from the annotation of a GenBank genome assembly. NCBI's taxonomy places the organism in Eukaryota, Ciliophora, Oligohymenophorea, Peniculida, Parameciidae.